Messenger RNA from Salpingoeca rosetta, 1044 nucleotides. RefSeq lists its product as uncharacterized. Bases 1 to 1044 code for a protein of 347 amino acids. The record is from RefSeq and is a predicted model, not a curated record. Lineage: Eukaryota; Choanoflagellata; Craspedida; Salpingoecidae. The transcript is spliced from 7 exons.
AUGCCGUGCUUUGUUGUUGUUGUUGUUGCUGCGAUUGCUCCUUCAGCAUCGUCAUCGUCAUCGUCAUCGUCAUCGUCAUCGUCAUCGUCAUCGUCAUCGUCAUCGUCAUCCAACAUUAUCGUCGUUAUUGCCAUCAACAUAAUCAUCAUGGGACAAGGGGGAUCGAAGAAGGGCGCUGGCGGCAAGCUGCCCAAGACGGGGCCAGCCUCUCAAAAAGGGGCGUUGGUGUUUCGCGUGCGGGAGAGCGACUACAACCUGGAAGGCUUCUUGGUGGUGGCCAACGACACGAUUCACUUCCAACCAAAGGCUUCGUCUGCCAUCAAAUCGUUCAGUCUGAAGCAUUUGCGAUCAUACGGACAGCAAGACGGGGUGUUCUCGUUCAAGACGGGGCGGGCGGCCUCGGAGCCAGAGAAGCUGUUCCGAUACACUGUCGUGGAUGGCUCGGACAUCCACGCCGCCUUGAAGCGGCACGUGACCCGCGUCAAGUCCACCCGCGACAUGCAGAAGUCGACGAGCGGAUCGUCACUGCCGCGCCCACUGCCGGCAACGCCGUCCUCAGCAUCGUCCGGGUAUGAGCAGCCAGGGAUGCACCCCGCCCCAGACUACGCGCAGCCAACAGACCUGCAGCAGCAGCCGCAGUAUGUGCAGCCGGACCCGGCCAGGCAGCAGCCCGACGACUACUUUGACACAGACGGCGCCAACCACGCCGAGUACGCGCGUGCCAACUACAGCGCACAGGACACGACAUACGACAGCCUGGACCAGACCACGCGGACAACCGCGCCGGCUCGCCGCCACCAGCAACAGCAGCAGCAGCGGGGCGGUGGGCAGCCCGUGUACUCGCACCUGCAGCACGAGGGCGGACCGGAGCAGGUGUACAGCAGCCUGGACCACAGCACGCAGCAGACGACGUUCCACAGCACGGCGGGCGGCAUCUACAAGGAGCUCAACAGGAGCGAGCAGACAUACAACUCGCUCGAGGGCACACACAUGCGCGCCCCCACGUCGGCAGAGAACCCGCACUUCUACGACCGCCUCAACUAG